CAGGGCUGGGAGUAUAUUGUAGGGCCAAGCCAUAGUUUUUCCCUGGCUUUCCAUUUUUUUCCUCUCUUUCCUUUUUUCCUAAUUUCCCCACUCCCUCCUUGGUCCAAGUUCUUGCCUGCAGGAAGGUACAGUUUACCUUUAGUUCUCAAACUUCAGCGGGCAUCCGAAUUCCCUGGAGGGUCUGUGAAAACACAGAUUGCUGGGCCCCACUCCCAGAGAUUCUAAGUGUGCGUGUGUGUUUGUGCAGAGGGAUGGUGGACGAAGGCGCUGAGAUUUUGUAUUUCUAACAGGCUCCCAGGUAAUGCUUGGGAAGAACUGUUUCUUCUUGGACAGGCACACUUACAAGGCAACGGGAUCUUGAGCUCCACCUUGAAGGAUGUGAGCUGGGAAAGUUUCAGCUCACAGAGAUUUACAGUCACUUGAGAAAUGGCCCACUUCCUCCAAGGUGUUUCUUGGAUGCCCCAAACGGAUGAAAACAAGAAGCGACCGUGGGCGAGGAGGAGGAGCUGGCCGUCCUCCUCGGUUGGGCAGCCCGUCGGAGCUCACCAGCGAGGCGAGGGCGGGAAGACAGCCCCCAGGCCGGCCCACGGAUCCUCAGAAGGCGCGGACCUGGAGGAGGCGCCCUAGAAGGCGACGCCUCUUGCCUCUCGCCUCUCGAAGGAAGUUUGCUCUUAAUUUCAGAGCCGGGUUCGCCGUCGGCUCAACUCCAGGAGCAAGCAGCGGGCGCGGACCAGAGCAGCCAGUCCCCUGGGCGCGGGCCGGGCAGUUGCCGAGCUCAGCAGCGGCGGCUCGCGGCCAUGGGCGGCUCAGCCUCCAGCCAGCUGGACGAGGGCAAGUGCGCUUACAUCCGAGAUGAUCUGUUGAAAGACUUGAGCUGUUUGAUAUGUAGAGUUGUCCACAGUCUGGAGUUUUCUCAUGGUGCAGUUCCAUGCAUUUCUCCUGUACUUUCUACAAAUUGACGGAGAUGGUGAGACUUGGGAAAACUGAGGCUGCCAUCAAAAACUUCAGUCCCUACUACAGUCGUCAGUACUCUGUGGCUUUCUGCAAUCAUGUGCGCAGUGAAGUAGAACAGCAAAGAGAUUUAACGUCACAGUUUUUGAAGACCAAGCCACCAUUGACGCCUGGAACUAUUUUGUAUGAAGCAGAGCUAUCACAAUUUUCUGAAGACAUAAAGAAGUGGAAGGAGAGAUAUGUUGUAGUUAAAAAUGAUUAUGCGGUGGAGAGCUAUGAGAAUAAAGAGGCCUAUCAGAGAGGAGCUGCUCCUAAAAGCCGAAUUCUUCCAGCUGGUGGCAAGGUGUUAACCUCAGAAGAUGAAUAUAAUCUGUUGUCUGAUAGGCAUUUCCCAGACCCUCUUGCCUCCAGUGAGAAGGAAAACGCUCAGCCCUUCGUGGUCCUGCCCAAGGAAUUCCCAGUGUACCUGUGGCAACCCUUCCUCAGACACGGCUACUUCUGCUUCCACGAGGCUGCUGACCAGAAGAGGUUUAGUGCCCUCCUGAGUGACUGCAUCAGACAUCUCAAUCAUGAUUACAUGAAGCAGAUGACAUUUGAAGCCCAAGCCUUUUUAGAAGCUGUGCAAUUCUUCCGACAGGAGAAAGGUCACUAUGGUUCCUGGGAAAUGAUCACUGGGGAUGAAAUCCAGAUCCUGAGUAACCUGGUGAUGGAGGAGCUGCUGCCCACUCUUCAGACAGACCUGCUGCCUAAGAUGAAGGGGAAGAAGAAUGACAGAAAGAGGACAUGGCUUGGUCUCCUCGAGGAGGCCUACACCCUGGUUCAGAAUCAAGUUUCGGAAGGAUUAAGUGCUUUGAAGGAGGAAUGCAGAGCUCUGACAAAGGGCCUGGAAGGAACGAUCCGUUCCGACAUGGAUCAGAUUGUGAACUCAAAGAACUAUUUAAUUGGAAAGAUCAAAGCGAUGGUGGCCCAGCCGGCGGAGAAAAGCUGUGUGGAGAGUGUGCAGCCAUUCCUGGCGUCCAUCCUGGAGGAGCUCAUGGGACCAGUGAGCUCGGGAUUCAGUGAAGUACGUGCACUCUUUGAGAAAGAGGUGGAUGAACUCAGCCAGAACUUCAAGAAUACCAAAGACAGUGUCCAGCUGAAGGAGCAUCUAGACCGGCUUAUGAAUCUUCCACUGCAUUCCGUGAAGAUGGAACCUUGUUAUACUAAAGUCAACCUGCUUCACGAGCGCCUGCAGGAUCUCAAGAGCCGCUUCAGAUUCCCCCACGUCGAUCUGGUGGUUCAGAGGACACAGAACUACAUGCAGGAGCUAAUGGAGAAUGCAGUGUUCACUUUUGAGCAGUUGCUUUCCCCACAUCUCCAAGGAGAGACCUCCAAAACUGCAGUUGCUAUUGAGAAGGUUAAGCUCCGAGUCUUAAAGCAAUACGAUUAUGACAGCAGCACCAUCCGAAAGAAGAUAUUUCAAGAGGCACUAGUUCAAAUCACACUUCCCACCGUGCAGAAGGCAUUGGCGUCCACAUGCAAACCAGAGCUUCAGAAAUAUGAGCAGUUCAUCUUUGCAGAUCAUACCAAUAUGAUUCACGUUGAAAAUGUCUAUGAGGAGAUUUUACAUCAGAUCCUGCUUGAUGAAACUCUGAAAGUGAUAAAGGAAGCCGCUAUCCUGAAGAAACACAACUUAUUUGAAGAUAACAUGGCCUUGCCCAGUGAAAGUGUGUCCAGCUUAACAGAUCUAAAGCCCCUCACAGGGUCAAACCAGGCCAGCCCUGCCAGGAGAGCUUCUGCCAUUCUGCCAGGAGUUCCGGGUAGUGAGACCCUCAGUAACGAAGUAUUCCAGGAGUCGGAGGAAGAGAAGCAGCCUGAGGUCCCUAGCUCAUUGGCCAAAGGAGAAAGCCUUUCUCUCCCUGGGCCAAGCCUACCCCCAGAUGGGACUGAGCAAGUGAUUAUUUCAAGAGUGGAUGACCUCGUGGUGAGUCCUGUGGCAGCAGAGGACACGGCAGGACUCCCGGGUACACGUUCAUCAGAGCUGGAGCUUGGAGGGACCCUUGAGGGUGAAGAACCCGCCCAGGAAGAGCCAGAACCCAUCGCUGCCUUAGGUUCUUUGAAGGAGCUCAGAAAGUUGCUGACAGCAUCCAUGGAAGUACCAGUGGACUCUGCUCCAGUGAUAGAAGAAGAUAAGAAUGGGGAGAGUCACCUUCCCCAAGAAAAUGAAGAAGAAGAGGAAAAAGAGCCCAGUCAGGCAGCUACCACCCAUCCGGAUAACUGUGAAGAAAGUGAAGUCAGUGAGAGGGAGGCCCAACCUCCCUGUCCCGAGGCCCAUGGGGAGGAGUUGGGGGGAUUUUCAGAGGUAGGCAGCCCAGCCUCUCCGCGAGCCAGUGGAGGCCUCACCGAGGAGCCCCUGGGGCCCGUGGAGGGGGAGCUCCCAGGAGAGGCCUGCACACUCGCUGCCCAUGAAGGAAGCAAGUGCACCGAGGACGGGGAGGCCUCACAGCAAGAGGGCUGCACUUUAGGUUCUGACCCCGCCUGCCUCAGUGAGAGCCAGGUUUCUGAGGAACAGGAAGAGAUGGGAGGGCAAAGCAGCGCGGCCCAGGUCACAGCCAGUGUGAAUGCAGAGGAGAUCAAGGUAGCCCAUGUUCAUGAGUGUCAGUGGGUGGUGGAGGAUGCUCCAAACCCAGAUGUCCUGCUGUCACACAAAGAUGAUGUGAAGGAGGGAGAAGGUGCUCAGGAGAGUUCCCCAGAGCUGCCCUCAGAGGAGUGAAAGGGACAAUUUGGCUAAAGUCUUUCUCUGAACAAAGCCAAAGGGUUAUAGGGGUACACUUAGGGGUUGCAUGUAAGCUGUUACCAAAAAAUGUUUAAGUAUAUUCUGAAUUUGAAUAAUAAAACCAGAGGAAAUGCACACAGGGCAUGAGCAACUGAGGCAAACCUUUGUGGAAAUGAAUUGUUCUACCAUGAAUUUUUGCUUUAGUAUUUUAAUAAGAAUUACAAAGGCAAUGGCGUACUUGGGGUGAGAGGGAGCUGAGGAUGUCUGAGGAGGGAAUAGUAUUGCAGGGAAGACAGACGAGAAAACAGUAGGAUGACAGUUUUGAAUAUAUUCUUUACCUUUCAGUGGUGCAAUCUUCUUAUGCACUUUAAGGCUUUUUAAUUUUGUUUGAGAAUGCAAAUGUAUACUAUAAGUCUAGCUUUACUAUCUACUAUGCCUACUUCACCAUCUCUUAAGGACUCAGCAUUUGUCCACAGUCAGGCUGCAAGAGAGGGUAGGUCAUGAACAGUCACCCUCGCUGGCUGUAGCUCCACAGAGGCAAUCACGCCCAAUAGAUUCAGAAGAAGCUAAGCGGAAAUGGAGGGCGGAAGGUGUGAUCUGUGGGACUAUCUGGGCCUGUUACUCUUCCUGCUAUCGAUUUCUUAUUAAUUAAUCUUGAUGAUUCUUAUUAAUUAAUCACAUUUUCAGGAAAUUCAGAUGAGGCAAGAAAACUUUAUUGGCCUGGGUAAGCCUGAAAGCAUUCCAAAUUAGGCUUAGACUGUGCAAAGGGCUUAGCUAAGUUAUCGAGCUUAAAGCCCAUCAAUUAAACAAACAUUAUUUGAACAGUUACUGCAUGCCACGCACUGUGUUGGGCUUAGUAAUAAAAAAAAAAAAAAGAUAAGGUGCUCAUUCUAGCAUAAAUUAAAAGGUCCAAGGGAAUUUAAUCAGGAAGAAAACAUAUGCCAAUUUUCAAACUAUGGCAGCGUUUUUUUUUCUCUUUCCAUUGAAACAGUCCUAGUUCAUUCCCAGAAGGGCACAAGAUGAAUGAAUAAAUAAAGACAAAGGCCAAGAUGUAUGCCCUCAAGUUCCAAAGAUGUUACCAAAAGCUGAAAUCAUUAGUUUGGUCAUUCAGCAAGCUAAUUGAGUCUCUGUUAUAUACCAAGCACUGGGGAUACCAUGUUGAAAAAGAACUUUGUUCCUUCCUCUUAGAACUUACAUUUUAAUGGAAAUAGACAAAACACAUCUUCUUAACGGAUGGUGACCUCUAACCAUUAAUGUUGAAAGUGGAAGAGACUUACUUCCAAAAGAUUAAAAGGAGUUGUUCUUUUCUCCUU
Molecule: messenger RNA, 5019 nt
Organism: Chlorocebus sabaeus (green monkey)
Lineage: Eukaryota; Metazoa; Chordata; Mammalia; Primates; Cercopithecidae
Source: RefSeq, a predicted model, not a curated record